Messenger RNA from Myotis davidii, 2057 nucleotides. RefSeq names its product pannexin 2 (gene PANX2). The transcript has 3 exons. Gene Ontology annotation, biological process: positive regulation of interleukin-1 production; monoatomic cation transport. The annotation marks the transcript as partial. The record is from RefSeq and is a predicted model, not a curated record. Gene Ontology annotation, molecular function: channel activity. Lineage: Eukaryota; Metazoa; Chordata; Mammalia; Chiroptera; Vespertilionidae.
UGGACGGAGCUGCGGGACGCGCUGCCCGGCGUGGACGCCAGCCUGUGGCCGUCGCUGUUCGAGCACAAGCUGCUGCCCUACUCACUGCUGGCCUUCGCGGCCAUCAUGUACGUGCCCGCGCUGGGCUGGGAGUUCCUGGCCUCCACCCGCCUCACCUCCGAGCUCAACUUCUUGCUGCAGGAGAUCGACAACUGCUACCACCGCGCGGCGGAGGGCCGCGCGCCCAAGAUCGAGAAGCAGAUCCAAUCCAAGGGGCCGGGCAUCACGGAGCGCGAGAAGCGCGAGAUCAUCGAGAACGCGGAGAAGGACAAGAGCCCCGAGCAGAACCUGUUCGAGAAGUACCUGGAGCGGCGCGGGCGCAGCAACUUCCUGGCCAAGCUCUACCUGGCGCGCCACCUGCUCAUCCUGCUGCUCAGCGUGGCGCCCAUCUCCUACCUGUGCACCUACUACGCCACCCAGAAGCAGAACGAGUUCACCUGCGCGCUGGGCGCGUCGCGCAUCGUGGCGGGCGUGGACAUCGUGCUCCUCUGCGCCAUGAACCUCAUCAUCCUCGUCAACCUCAUCCACCUCUUCAUCUUCCGCAAGAGCAACUUCAUCUUCGACAAGCUGCACAAGGUGGGCAUCAAGACGCGCCGCCAGUGGCACGGCUCGCAGUUCUGCGACAUCAACAUCCUCGCCAUGUUCUGCAACGAGAACCGCGACCACAUCAAGUCGCUCAACCGCCUGGACUUCAUCACCAACGAGAGCGACCUCAUGUACGACAACGUGGUGCGGCAGCUGCUGGCCGCGCUGGCGCACUUCCUGUCCCAGGCGGAGGAGUGCGGGCUGGGCCUGGCCGCAGCCCCCGCCAAAGACGCUCCGCUGGCCGAGGAGGACAUCCUGUACCCAGCAGAGCCGGCCCGGGCUGUGCUCCCCUCAGGCGGCACCUUCCAUGUCUGCUCGCCCCCAGCCGCCCCCGCCACGGCCCCUCUGUCACCCGCCGGCCCGGGCAAGCCCGCCCCCCUCCCCAUCCUGAGCCGCAACGCCACCCACCCGCUGCUGCACAUCAGCACACUGUAUGAGGCCCGGGAGGAGGAGGACGGGGGGCCCCGGGCACCCCCAGACAUGGGGAGCCUCAUCGCCAUCCCCCCACCCCAGCAGAUCCUCAUUGCCACCUUCGAUGAGCCAAGGACCGUAGUGAGUACCGUGGAGUUCUGAGGGCGCAUGGCUGCCAGGGCCCCCCCGGGGGACCCCUCCGCAUGACCAGGGUAUACCGCCGCCCCCAGCACUGCCCACCCCAGCCUCCCACCCGCAUGCCUCGGGCUCGGCACCUGUCCCUCCCCCUCUGUGGCAUUGUUGGGGUGCUGACUGGGCCAGGGGCUGGCCGUGAGCCCCCUCCCUGCACCAGGCGCUCGCCAUGAGUUUAUUUUCUUAGUUUGUCUUGGGCCCAGGAUGCUGGCCAUGAGGGGUGCUCUGUGGGGGACAUGUGGGUCCGAGGUGUAGAAGGAAGCUGGGGGCAGGGGCACCACAGGCCUGGGAUGCACAGCCGCUGAGCCACGCUGUGCUCCUGGCUUGCCCGGGCAAGGCCGGAAGCCCUCGGGUCAAAGGUCAACAUGCACUUUCUCCUUGUACCCCGACUACCUGUACUUCACUAUGGUUACUGUAACCCACAAGUAUCUCUCUUGUCAGGAGACUUAGGGUGCAUUUAAAACAAAGGAUGUGUGUGUGGGCGUGUGGGUGUGUGUGGCCAGAGGGGGAGGGCGCCCGUGUGCAAGUAGACACGUGGGUGAGCGUGCAAAGCAUGCGUGAGUGGGCACCAGCGUGUAAGCAAGUGUGUGUGAGCAGGCCCAGGUGAGCGUGCACGUGUGAGACCAGGCAUGGGCGCCGGGGCGUGAGCAAGGAAAGGAGUCCAACGCAAUAACCACGUCCCCCCCGGGCCCCAGCCCGCCCCGGGCCCACGCUGCUUCCCGCGGGAGCCGGGCCGCGUGGCGGGUCUGCCCCUAUUACCUCAGCCACGGCAACAACGUGACGCAUUAACAAGGUAGCACUGAGCAUAUCAAUAAAUACUAUUCUGAUAC